Messenger RNA from Cylicocyclus nassatus, 912 nucleotides. Lineage: Eukaryota; Metazoa; Nematoda; Chromadorea; Rhabditida; Strongylidae. The record is from the annotation of a GenBank genome assembly.
AUGACCGAUACCCCGCUCGAUAUCGCCCGCCUCGGUGGCACCACCAUGGGCACCACCUGGAGUGUGUCGCUGGUCGCGUCGCAAGCAGUGGUAUCAACGCAGAGUACUGCUGGCAUCCAGGCGCGGCUGGACGAGGUGGUCGCGCAGAUGAGCACCUGGGAAUCCGGCUCGGACCUCAGCCGCUACAACCGCGCCGAGGCCGGCCAGUGGUGCACGCUGCCGGGCGAGACGCGCCAGGUGCUGGCCUGCGCACAGGCCAUCGCGGCGGCCAGUGACGGCGCCUUCGACCCCACCCUUGGCCCGUUGGUUGCACUGUGGGGUUUCGGUGCGCAUGCCGGUGAACGCCGACAACCCGAUGCCGCCACCCUGCAGGCCACGCGCGACCGCUGUGGUUGGCAGCGCCUGCAGUGGCAGGACGAUGCGCUGCUGCAGCCGGGCGGGCUGGAACUGGAUCUCUCUGCGAUCGCCAAGGGCUUCGGCGUCGAUCACCUGGCGGGUUACGGCCGCAAGCCCGACGGCCAGCCAUGGCGCGUGCUGGUGGAAUCGGCGCCGGAAGAAGAUGCGCACACCGGGACCCCGCCACGCGUACUCGCGCUGGACGGGCUUGCGGUGGCCACUUCGGGUGAUCGCUGGCACCAGUACCAGGCCGAUGGCCAGGCCUACAGCCACAGCCUCGACCCGCGUACCGGCAUGCCGGUGCACCAAGUUGCAGCGGCGGUGACCGUGGUCGCCGACGACGCGAUGCAUGCCGAUGCCUGGGCCACAGCACUGACCGUGCUCGGCCGCGAGCGCGGCAUGGCACUGGCCGAACGCGAGGGGCUGGCCGUGCGCUACCUGCAACGCACAGCAGACGGCCCGCGCGAAUUCCUCAGCAGCGCCUUCCAGCGCCUGCUCGACGAGCAGGAUGCAUGA